AUGGUUAACCCUCAAGUAAUUGGUUAUAUUGGUGCAGCAGUUGCAUCAUUAUUUUUUGGUUCAAAUUAUGUUCCAGUAAAGAAUUAUCCAACAGGUAAUGGUUUAGCAUUUACAUGGGUAAUGAGUGUUGGUACAUUAGUAGUUGCAUAUUGUGCAAUGUUUAUAUCAAAAGAUUAUAUAUUUGACCCAUGGGGAUUAUUAGGUGGUACAUUAUGGUCAAUUGGUAAUUUUUGCGUUAUUCCAAUUGUAAAAACCAUUGGUAUUGGUCUUGGUUUAUUGUUAUGGUGUUGUUCAAGUAUUAUCACAGGUUAUUUCACAGGUAAAUUCGGAUGGUUUGGAAUAGACAAACAAAAGGUAUCACAUCCAGCAUUAAAUUGGAUUGGUUUCGCAUGUAUUGUAGCGGCUGUAAUUUUCUUCUUUUUCAUUGAACCUACAAUCGAAGAGAAAGACGAACAUUCCUACUCAUCAAUUGUAGACGACUCGGAAAUUGGUAAUAACGGAAUCGACAACAAUGGCUAUAACUCAAUUAAUAACAACAACAAUAAUGGAAAUAAUAAACGUAGAAGUGGGGCAUUUAAUAAGCAGCCAAAGAAAUCCAUUUUUGAGAGAAUGCCACCACCAUAUAAUACAAUAUUGGGCAUAGUUUUAUCAGUUUUCUCUGGUAUUAUGUAUGGUGUUAAUAUGGUACCAAUGCAAUUAUGGAAACAAAGUAACGUGGAUGCAUCACCACUAUCAUUUGUAUUUUGUCAUUUCUCUGGUAUCUUUUUAGCAAAUACCGCUGUGUUUAUAGUUUAUUCAAUUAUUGUACGUCCACCACAAAUUUUCCCACAAACUAUUUUCCCUUCAUUUUUCUCUGGUUUACUUUGGGGUAUUGCAAAUGUUGGUCUAAUGGUUGCAACUCAAAACUUGGGUUAUACAAUUGGUUUUCCAAUGGGUUCUGGUGGUCCAAUGAUUGUAUCUUCACUUUGGAGUGUUUUUUAUUUCCGUGAAAUUCAAGGUGUAAAAAAUUUAUUAAUUUUAUUAAUAUCAUUUAUAUUCCUUGGUGCUGGUAUUACAAUUUUAGCUUUAUCUCACUAA
Messenger RNA from Dictyostelium discoideum AX4, 1077 nucleotides. RefSeq names its product transmembrane protein 144 A (gene tmem144A). The transcript is spliced from 3 exons. Gene Ontology annotation, cellular component: membrane. Bases 1 to 1077 code for a protein of 358 amino acids. NCBI's taxonomy places the organism in Eukaryota, Evosea, Eumycetozoa, Dictyosteliales, Dictyosteliaceae. Gene Ontology annotation, molecular function: carbohydrate transmembrane transporter activity. The record is from RefSeq and is a predicted model, not a curated record. Gene Ontology annotation, biological process: carbohydrate transmembrane transport.